Arachis stenosperma is the source of this 2619-nucleotide messenger RNA. RefSeq lists its product as uncharacterized. Gene Ontology annotation, molecular function: GTPase activity; ribosome binding; GTP binding. Gene Ontology annotation, cellular component: ribonucleoprotein complex; cytosol. Gene Ontology annotation, biological process: cytosolic ribosome assembly. NCBI's taxonomy places the organism in Eukaryota, Viridiplantae, Streptophyta, Magnoliopsida, Fabales, Fabaceae. The record is from RefSeq and is a predicted model, not a curated record. The coding region runs from base 1 to 2619 and encodes 872 amino acids. The transcript is spliced from 2 exons.
AUGGAAGAAAGUUAUGAAGGAACAGAGACCAGCAAAAUCCGUAACAUAUGCAUCCUUGCCCACGUGGACCACGGCAAGACCACCCUCGCCGACCACCUCAUCGCUGCUGCAGGUGGCGCCCUCCUCCAUCCAAAACUCGCCGGAAGAGUCCGCUUCAUGGACUACCUCGACGAGGAGCAGCGCCGCGCCAUCACCAUGAAGUCCUCCUCCAUCUGCCUCCGUUACGGCGACCACUCCAUCAACCUCAUCGACUCCCCCGGCCACAUGGACUUCUGCAGCGAGGUUUCCACCGCCGCCCGCCUCAGCGACGGCGCACUCCUCCUCGUCGACGCCGUCGAAGGCGUCCACAUCCAAACCCACGCCGUCCUCCGCCAGUGCUGGAUCGAGCGCCUCUCCCCUUGCCUCGUCCUCAACAAGAUCGACCGCCUCAUCACGGAGCUUAAACUCACGCCGUCCGAGGCCUACGUCCACUUAUUGCGCAUCGUUCAAGAAGUUAACGGCAUUGUUAGCGCAUUCCGUUCCGAGAAGUACCUAUCUGACGUGGAUUCCCUUCUUGCCACGUCAGGUAUGAACCCUAACGAGAUUGAGAAUGAGGAAGCAGAUGAUGAAGCUGACGAGUUUCAACCGCAGAAAGGGAAUGUGAUAUUCGCUUGCGCUUUAGACGGUUGGGGAUUCGGAAUCAAUAAAUUCGCUGAGAUUUAUGCUUCCAAGCUUGGUGCUAGUGUAAAUGCGUUGUUGAAGGCUCUAUGGGGACCUUGGCAUUUUAAUCCGAAGACGAAGAUGAUUGCUAAGAAGAAAGUUGGUGGUGGUGGAGACAGUGGUAAGGGUAAUGCGAAACCGAUGUUUGUUCAGUUUGUGUUGGAACCACUGUGGCAGGUUUAUGAGGGUGCGCUUAAGGGUGGUGAUGAGGGUAAGGGUGUGGUUGAGAAGGUUGUUAGGUCCUUUAAUUUGUCGGUGCCGGCGAGGGAGCUUCAGAAUAAGGAUCCCAAGGCUGUGCUUCAGGCGGUUAUCAGCAGGUGGCUGCCGCUCACGGAUGCUGUGUUGUCGAUGGUGGUUAGGUGCAUGCCGGACCCUGCUGCAGCACAGACAUACCGGAUAUCGCGAUUGAUGCCGAAGGUUGAGGUGGUUAGUGAGGUUGGAGUUGAUAGGAGUGUUUUGGAGGAAACAGAGCGUGUGAGGAAGUCUGUGGAGGUUUGUGAUUUGAGGGAGGAUGCUCCUUGUGUUGCUUUUGUGUCCAAGAUGUUUGCGGUGCCGUUUAAAAUGCUUCCUCCCCUGAGAGGGGAGAAUGGGAAUAGUUAUGGUGGCGAAGGAGAAAGCGAGUCGGACGAGUGUUUCUUGGCAUUUGCUAGGAUAUUUAGUGGGGUUUUGCAUGCUGGUCAGAGAGUUUUCGUUCUCUCUGCUUUGUAUGAUCCAUUGAAAAGGGAAUCAAUGCAGAAACAUGUGCAGGAAGCUGAAUUGCAGACCUUGUAUUUGAUGAUAGGCCAGGGAUUGAAAGUAGUGACAUCUGCCAAAGCAGGAAAUGUUGUUGCCAUUCGGGGCCUCGGCCAGCAUAUCCUGAAAUCCGCUACUCUCAGUUCUAGCAUGAAUUGUUGGCCGUUUUCAAGUCUCGCAUUCCAAGUUGCCCCGACCCUAAGAGUUGCAAUUGAGCCGUCUGAUCCAGCGGAUGUGGGUGCACUGCUGAAAGGAUUGAGGCUUUUGAAUCGAGCAGAUCCGUUUGUCGAGGUUACUGUUUCUGCAAGAGGAGAACAUGUGCUCUCUGCAGCCGGGGAGGUUCACCUGGAGAGAUGCAUAAAGGAUUUGAAGGAGAGGUUUGCAAAAGUAAGUUUGGAAGUAUCACCGCCUCUUGUGUCCUACAAAGAGACCAUUCAGGGAGAGGCAUCCAAGAUGCUGGAAAGUUUAAAAGCUUUUACUAAGAGCGCAGAUUAUGUUGAGAAAACAACAUCAAAUGGUAGAUGUGUUGUCCGUGUGCGUGUGAUAAAACUUUUGCCUUCUCUUACAAAGGUGCUUGAUGAAAGUCCUGAUUUAGUUGGUGAUGUUAUUGGAAUUAAGUCAGCACAGACGAUAAAAACAUUGGAUUGCCAGAGACCAAAUGUUACUGAGAAUGAUAAUCUGGCUGAAGUUCUAAGAAAACGCAUUGUAAAUGCAGUGGAGAGUGAUGUGUUGAGCUGGAAUGAGAUUGACAAUGAUCAUGCUGAGAGAUGUAAAUUGGAGUGGCUAAAACUUUUGAGGAGGAUAUGGGCUCUAGGACCUAGACAGAUUGGUCCGAACAUUCUCUUAACUCCUAAUAUUAAAGCAGAGGGUACCGAUAACUCUGUUCUAGUACGGGGUUGUUCUCAUGUGUCUGAUAAGUUGGGCUUUGUACCCGAUUCUAGUGAUGGAAAUUCAGUUGCUGAGACAUCUUCAAAUGCAAGUCAAGCUUUGUACAAAGAAGCCGAGCGCCUUGAGAGUAGUGUCGUAUCCGGGUUCGAACUGGCCACUGCCGCCGGACCCUUAUGUGAUGAACCUAUGUGGGGUUUGGCAUUUCUUGUUGAGGCGUGGAUAUCUGAAGAAGAGCCAGACUCUGAAUUUGUUUGGUUUGCUUUACCAAAGUUGGGUUUCGAGAAAGAGACUGUGGGAUGA